GGAUGAUGGAACAUGGCCUAUUAUCACCUGAAAGAGCAAAAAAGGCAUUUGAGAAAAAGCAGAAGAAGCAAAAGCAACUUCGGAUGGGAACUCCUAUCAAAUCUCCUCCUCCACCACCACGAAGUAAACCUCCUGAGAGUUCCAAAAAACAGCUGCCGCAGGUGUCAAAGAAUGGCGAAGUUAAAGCCAAGAAAAGAAUUCUUGAUGACAGUGAUGAUGAUGAUGAUUUUGUAUUGAGUCACAAGAGGAGGAAAGGGUAAGAAGAAAAAAAACCCUCCUCUCGGUGUUUGUAGGGGUGCCAUUUUAGAGAAAUGCUUUAUUUAGAUUUCUUUUAAAUUUGAUUGCAUCAAGGCAAGUGAUAAAAACUAUCAAAAGACUGAUAGAUUAAGACAUUCUUUACAAUGUCCAAUUUAUGGGAACAAUAAAGAAACAUAAGUUAUGACUUCAUGUUCUUCUAUAUUUCAGUUGAUAACAUAAGGUGCGUUUUGAUGUG
Molecule: messenger RNA, 493 nt
Organism: Ilex paraguariensis (yerba mate)
Lineage: Eukaryota; Viridiplantae; Streptophyta; Magnoliopsida; Aquifoliales; Aquifoliaceae
Source: the annotation of a GenBank genome assembly